Messenger RNA from Anopheles coluzzii, 2388 nucleotides. RefSeq lists its product as uncharacterized. The record is from RefSeq and is a predicted model, not a curated record. Gene Ontology annotation, molecular function: zinc ion binding; nucleic acid binding. The coding region runs from base 249 to 1526 and encodes 425 amino acids. Lineage: Eukaryota; Metazoa; Arthropoda; Insecta; Diptera; Culicidae. The transcript has 2 exons.
UAGUACCCUGGAGAUUUGACCCCUAAUUAGACCAUAGUGCCGGAUCGGAAUAUGACCAUCACCGCGACAACUGUGCGAUAAUCCGAAUGUCAAAAAUAAAGAUUAUUCGUUUACGGAUCGUUGUACUGACAACACCUUCAGCCUUCUGUUAAUUCUUCUGCCUUCCGAUUUUGUGCCUUUUAUAAGUUCAACGUUUAAUACAAAUUGGUAAAACUCGAGGUUUUACAUCUCAGAAGUGGGAUUGUGCCAUGCCGUCUAAAGAAGAUAUGUUGUGUGCGCUGGAGAACGCGAAAGUGCCGGUGCCUCCAACCGCUACGAUUGCUCAAAUCCGCAUGUUGUACGAGGAGCUAUUUCCUAGAAGUCACGUUGUAGCCGAACAAAAGCUUGCGCCCGAAGUAACGCAUGAAAGUGUUGAUACUGGGGAUUUGGCGAUAAAGCAAAUGAAUGACGAGCAAGAAAUUGUCAAGACAGCUAAUUCUGGCGGGUUAGAGACGGAAUUAGAAACACUGCAGAAGGAGCUGCAAGUGCUCGAACUUCGUCAGAAAAUCGCUAUGCUGAAGUCAUCUAACAUCGCUUCGACUUCGCUACCAUCAUCAUCAUCACCACCACCGCUGCCUUUACCUACAGCGCAGCCAGUGCCGCCAUCUUUAACAUCGUCACCACCGCUCCCUUUGCCGCUACCUACAGUGCUGCCAGUGUAUGUACCCAACUUUGAAGACUUCAUAGGAAAAUUUAGUGGUGAAAGAGGAGGAGUAGGGGUGGAGCACUGGUUUCGAGAAUUUGAACAAGUAUGUAGCUUGUACACACUAAACGACCAGCUGAAAUUUUUCUGUAUGCGCCGCCUGCUCACCGACACCGCCGCCAUUUUUGCUAAAACCUCAGGCGCAUGCACCUAUGAGACACUGAAAGCUGACCUUAUUAGUACUUUCACAUCAAAAACAUCACUAGAAGAAGUGUUUAAAAAACUAAGGGCACGACAUCUCUCGCAACAUGAAAGCAUCACAAGGUAUGUGUUGGAAAUGCAGCAAAUAGCGGGCACCGUCAUUCCAGAGGAAGACUUGGUCAAUAUUAUAAUUGACGGAAUUGAUGAUCCUAUUAAUACGUCAUCCAUACGUUUCGCUGCAAAAUCGCUCGAGCACCUUAAAACCCUGCUGAAAAAAUACGAAACUUUUCGUCAAACUCGUGGCGUGACUCCUACACCAGCACCGUUACGCACUAAACCCCCAGCUCCACCCCGCAGCACUGGCCCCUCGCGUCAAUGGGCGCAGAACAACAAUAAUGAACCGGCCAGAUGCUUUAACUGUUCUCAAUUCGGCCAUUAUCAAAGCGCUUGCCCAAUGCCACGCCGCCCCAAGGGAUCCUGUUUUAAAUGCCACCAAAUGGGACAUACACAUCGAGAGUGCCGAAACUUCCAGCCCGUUACGACUGCUGCGGUGCACCAUCUGGGUUCCCAUGGAUUCGAUGAGGAAACUGCGGACCAAAUACUGCUUAGCGAAAUUGAAACGCCGACCCAAACGGAUAAUUAGUGACCGAGGUACCUGCUUCACGUCCAAUCAGUUCGAAAAUUUCCUUAGAUCAAAUGAGGUACAGCAUGUACUCAACGCUACUGGUUCACCACAAGCAAACGGACAAGUCGAAAGGGUUAACCGCGUACUUCGACCCAUACUCAGCAAACUUUCGGACUCUUAUGAUCACGAUGAUUGGAAUUUGCAUUUACUGGAUGCUGAAUAUGCGUUGAAUAAUUCAAAGCACGCCAGUACGAAGUUUUCACCCUCAGUUCUCCUGUUUGGUAUUGAACAACGGGGUCAUUUAAUUGAUGAACUAACGGAGUUUUUAGACGAGCGUCGUGGAAGUACACUAAAUGAUUUAAGCGACAUUCGGGCUGAAGCAUCGGCAAAUAUAAUUAAAUCUCAGCUUACCAAUGAGGCAUAUUUUCGUAAAAAUCAUAAACCAGCAGCUAAAUAUGAAGUUGGAGAUUAUGUAGUAAUGCGGAACAUUGAUAGCAACACUCAGCAGAAUAAGAAGUUGAUUCCUAAAUAUAAAGGUCCGUACAUAGUCCAUAAGGUAUUGCCUAACGAUCGCUAUGUCAUUAGGGACAUUGAGGGCUGUCCAAUAACUCAGAUGCCAUAUGAUGGCAUAUUAGAAUCAAACAAGUUGAAGAAAUGGAGUGAGCCGUAUGAAACCGUUAACGAAAUUUGAAUUACUAAUAUUUACACAUAAAUUGAGGUCAAUUUGUUGGUUAGGAUGGCCGAGCUGUAGUACCCUGGAGAUUUGACCCCUAAUUAGACCAUAGUGCCGGAUCGGAAUAUGACCAUCACCGCGACAACUGUGCGAUAAUCCGAAUGUCAAAAAUAAAGAUUAUUCGUUUACGGAUCGUUGUACUGACAA